Messenger RNA from Nematostella vectensis (starlet sea anemone), 855 nucleotides. RefSeq names its product circumsporozoite protein. Bases 1 to 855 code for a protein of 284 amino acids. The record is from RefSeq and is a predicted model, not a curated record. Lineage: Eukaryota; Metazoa; Cnidaria; Anthozoa; Actiniaria; Edwardsiidae. The transcript has a single exon.
AUGUUACAGAAUAUGAGUGUCUCGUGCAACCCUAAUGUCUCAUGCAACCCUAAUAUCUUGUGCAACCCUAAUGUCUCGUGCAACCCUAAUGUCUCAUGCAACCCUAAUAUCUUGUGCAACCCUAAUGUCUCGUGCAACCCUAAUGUCUCGUGCAACUCUAAUAUCUCAUGCAACCCUAAUUUCUCGUGCAACCCUAAUUUCUCGUGCAACCCUAAUUUCUCAUGCAACCCUAAUUUCUCAUGCAACCCUAAUUUCUCGUGCAACCCUAAUGUCUCGUGCAACCCUAAUGUCUCGUGCAACCCUAAUGUCUCGUGCAACCCUAAUGUCUCGUGCAACCCUAAUAUCUCAUGCAACACUAAUGUCUCAUGUAACCCUAAUAUCUUAUGCAACACUAAUGUCUCAUGUAACCCUAAUAUCUUAUGCAACCCUAAUAUCUCGUGCAACCCUAGUGUCUCAUGCAACCCUAAUGUCUCAUGCAACCCUAAUAUCUCAUGCAACCCUAAUGUCUCAUGCAACCCUAAUAUCUCAUGCAACCCUAAUGUCUCGUGCAACCCUAAUGUCUCAUACAACCCUAAUGUCUCAUGCAACCCUAAUAUCUCAUGCAACCCUAAUGUCUCGUGCAACUCUAAUAUCUCAUACAACCCUAAUGUCUCAUGCAACCCUAAUAUCUCGUGCAACCCUAAUGUCUCAUGCAACCCUAAUAUCUCAUACAAACCUAAUGUCUCGUGCAACCCUAAUGUCUCGUGUAACCCUAAUAUCUCAUGCAACACUAAUGUCUCAUGCAACCCUAAUAUCUCGUGCAACCCUAAUAUCUCAUGCAACCCUAAUAUCUUAUGCAACCCUAAAUGUCCCUAA